AUGGAUGUCCGAUCGCUUUUGAAUCCUCCAGAUGAGGGAGAGAGGAAAGUGAUUGCUGCCGUUGCAUCAACAGAGAAGAUAUCUCAGCCUCCAUCAAUAACCCAAGGCCAGAUCAAUUUUCCACACAGGGAGCAAAUGACAACUGUGGAUGCAACCUGCUGCCCCCAUGAACGCGCUGAAAAAAGAUAUGAAUGCUCGGUGAACACCUUGAGAAACCCAGCGCCUUCCACCCCAACAGGCAAGAAACGGUCCGCCGCUGUCGUCGAAGAUGAGGAGCGUCGAAUUUCAGUGGGCUAUUCACAUGGCAAUGCCUCUGGUGAAAACCAGCCCUGGGGUGGUUCUCAUAUUCAAACUGGAAACACUGAACAUCUGCGAACACACUAUGAUUUUACAAUAUCAAACCCGGAUGCUCCAGCGACGCCGGGGUUCCUUCCCACUCCCACUCCGGUUCAAAUUACCCCUGCUCCUGCCACAGUAUCUAGCACCCUAUUUCCUGAUGGUUGGGUGCCAGACCCAUAUGUCUCACCUCAGUUGGAGGAUGUUUUGAAAUUUAAAACUGCCUCAUUGGGCGUUCCGCAUGACCCCGAACCACCAGAAACAACUAUCAUGAUUCACCAUUAUGAUGUUGAGGAGUUGCCAUUCGAGAUAUUGACGUCAGAAGCUGCCAGAAUAUACGAUGUUAUUUUGACAACCGAAAUGGGAUGUCUUGCAGAAGAUGCAAAUAUCUCAUGUGUUGGAAAGUUGAGUGAAAACCAGUGGAUCAAUCUGGUCAAAUGGCAUCGAAGCCUCAUUGAUCACCACUAUGAUUUACUCAUAUGUACGCAACAUCCAAUCACCAACGGAGAAAUUUUGGAGAUUCCUGUUAAAUAUAACAUGCCGUCACGCAUGCUGCACCAAGGAAUCUAUGCCUUGCUAAAAAUCAUGAAAGCUCGACGACCGGACAGUCAUGAUUACAUGAUUUCCUUCAUCUACUAUGCGUACGGCCUAUUGACGCUGCUUAUAGAUAUGGUCCCCGGAUUAAAAAAUUUGUGGCUUGAAUGUCUUGGUGACCUGACCAGCUACAUGAUGUGUCUUGAGGAUACGGAUUCUGAUGAGAGGGAGACCUGGAAUGAAAUUUCAUCGAGUUGGUAUCACAAGGCCCUUGAUGAGAACCCUGGAAAGGGAAGUCUCUACCACCGACUUGGUAAUCUUUCAAAACCCAACAUGGGUGGGCAAUUGUUCUGUUACUCCAGGUCUCUUAUGGCAACCAAACGAUACGAAAGGUCAAAGAGCUCCGUUGAGUCUGCCUUUAACAUGGCAUUGGACUCAAUUCAGAAGCAGAAUGUCACCCCGCCAGACUUACCAUCUUGGUUUGUGGGCUCGCAUGCUAUGCUUCUUCGCGGUGGUUCAAUCCACAAGUUCAUUGAGUAUGUGAACAAGUACAUUGCCCUUUUUGACACCGAGAUUGAGCAACGGACUUUCAAAUUCGGGGAAUCAACAAUCUGCGUGGGAAUCCCCAACAUCGCUGCAAUGUUACAAUAUGGCGAGGAGGAUGGCACUCUUACAAGAAUGUUUAUAGACUCUCAAAAGCUGAGCUGGGAGGCUAGGUUACAGCACGCUGAACAGUACUGGCUCCAGCUCCCUUCAGAACCUUCGCAAAACACUCUGAAAGAUGGCAUUCCUUCUGACGCUGCAACUUUCUCUACCCCCUUGGAGAAACUUACUUACAGCACAUAUCUAAAUUUUCAUACCCUCUCUUUUGUUCUUCAGCGUGCCCGGGGCGAAAAUAUUUUUCCUUAUGUCCACCUUUCCCUGGCGUUUAUUUUGAGCCUGGCAUUGAUUCCGGAAUCGAUGGCGUAUGUGGAAGGGGAAAUUCCGUGGACAAAGAUCACUAUCUUUCUGAACAUGUUAAGCCGCGAAUCUGUCAGCGAAUCCCGGCUUGAAAGUGUCAACUUCCCGAUCCCAACUGAAACGGAAUUCCCCCAAUUACCAGAGGAUUUCCUCUUUCGAAGCCAGAUAUGGUCACAAAUAGUAUAUCCACCUGAUUUCUUCACAAAUGCUACCAUGGAGGACCACAGCGGUGGCAUAGACAUGCCCAGCACUCAAUCAGCCCGCAACGAGCGCUGUCUAUGGUAUGGAUAUCGUCUGGCAUCGUACGGCCGCUGGAUUCAGUUAUUAGAGGAAAACGCCGGGAAGAAAUUUAGACCUACACAUUAUGCCACCCAACUCGAAACGGCUGCUAUACAUCCUAAAGUGUUUAGACAGCCUCAAAUGGAUGUCCCUACCUCCUUGUGUACCUCCCUGCUUAUCGCAGCCAUGAACGACAGGAUAGGCGACAUGGAACACUCGAAGUUGUUUGAAAAGAACCUUGGAAAUGCACUAGACCGAUUGUCCUACGAAAUAUGCGACGCCGGCCGCGACGACAGCGACAUCACUAGACUUCAAGACAUCUAUCAAACGCUUGAAUUGAAUAUUCUAAGAGCAAGGUCGAGGAUGCCAGAAUACUCAAAGAAUGCACCAUGGACGAAACAGAAGCGCCGCUGGAUUCAGUUAUGCAAGGAAAACGGCGUGAAGAAAUUGAAGGUGGAAAGCAUCAUUGAUAUUGGCGCUCUGGGCGAUCCGCUAGGCAACGCCACGACCGUCACCGCAGCUGUCAACGGUUCGCCAAGGCAAAAGCUUAAUUUAACCACACCACACCAAGGAAGAUGCGCCAGGUAA
Histoplasma mississippiense is the source of this 2697-nucleotide messenger RNA. RefSeq lists its product with no specific name. Gene Ontology annotation, molecular function: telomeric repeat DNA binding; telomerase RNA binding; protein binding. The transcript is spliced from 6 exons. The record is from RefSeq and is a predicted model, not a curated record. The coding region runs from base 1 to 2697 and encodes 898 amino acids. Gene Ontology annotation, biological process: nuclear-transcribed mRNA catabolic process, nonsense-mediated decay. Gene Ontology annotation, cellular component: telomerase holoenzyme complex. NCBI's taxonomy places the organism in Eukaryota, Fungi, Ascomycota, Eurotiomycetes, Onygenales, Ajellomycetaceae.